This is a messenger RNA of Hemibagrus wyckioides, 2081 nucleotides long. Its product is annotated as carboxypeptidase D-like. Lineage: Eukaryota; Metazoa; Chordata; Actinopteri; Siluriformes; Bagridae. The transcript has 5 exons. The coding region runs from base 64 to 705 and encodes 213 amino acids. The record is from RefSeq and is a predicted model, not a curated record.
UGCUGUAAUCCCACAGAGUUGGUCCCAGGAGGAAUUCUAAGAGGUUCAGAGUUCAAAAGCCACAUGGGGAGUAUGAAGGAUUAUAGUGUGGAUGUGGGUUUGUGUCCUGAGAUCACUGUGUACACGGGUUGCUGUCUUUACCCACCUGCUCAGCAGCUGCUUCCUCUCUGGGCAGAGCACAGGACGGCUCUGUUUGCCAUGCUGCUGGAGAUUCAUAAGGGGCUGAGUGGCAUGGUAAAGGAUCAAGAAGGCCGGCCGGUGUUUGAUGCGGUGAUCAAGGUGAAUGGCUCUGAAUUUGUGCAUACAGAUAUGCAAGGCUUCUUCCACACUCUCCUGGCUCCAGGAACUCAGGAACUGCAGGUUCAAGCUUCAGGUUUUGACGAGCAGCUCAUGCAGGUAAAUGUGUCCUCGCAUCAAAAGGCAGUUCCUAUUAUGAUUAAGUUCAGUGAAAACAGUAGACACCGAGGCCAGGGAUUAGUGCUGGCUGCUGCAAUCUCCAUAACCGUUAUCCUGCUCUGCUUGCUCCUGAUGUGGCACAUCCGCUCAGCUAAGUUCAGCCGGAUCAGAGAAUCGCUGAGACGGCUCCGUCGUGUUCAAAAUGAUCUUCAACCCGAGUCCACAGCGUCUGAGAAGUUGCCUCUACACAACAUGUUUUUGGAGGACAGUGAGAGUGAGGAUGAUGCUUUUUACCUUGAGCAGCACUGAUAAAGUCUUGGCACCCUGAGCUUACUGUAUGUCACUUUUCAGAUGUUGUUAGAUUUAGAUUUAAUCUAAUACACUUCUUAAAAUGCACACACACACUGGUUCACUUCUAAUAAACAGAAUGUAACUGUAAUAAGUGUCUUCGUGAGGUGUUGGGACCAACCAAUCCACCAGAGCAACUUCAAUUCUCAUUGGCACAGAUGGAGUCUGUGGAUUUGUCACAGAUAAACAAAUACUGUUCUUCCAAAACAUUAUCCCUCGUUCCGCAGUUGGAGUUUUGAUGAUUACAUUCAAGACCUCACUCCAAAUUAACCCACACAUGUUGGUGAGGUCUGCUAACUGUGCCAUCGUUUUAAUUUUCAUCAAAUCAUUCAGUGAGCUUUCAUGCACUGUAGGUGUGGGGGGGCGGAGCCAUCCGGGAGGAGACCACUCCCAUCAGGAGAGAAAUGUUUCCUUAUACAGUAAAGGUGAUCAGUUAGAAUAACUUUCUACUGAUUUGCAGCGAUGCUUCUCUCUGAGGUCAACAUUAUACCACCAUCUGUGUUUUUGAUGAAUUCAAGGAAAAUCAUAAUAUACCUAAGUGGAGCAAGCAGAUGCUUGUAGACAUGUUUACCGCAUGGUGCAAUUAAGCAAUUAAGAUCCAAGCUUGCUCUUUUGUGUAGAAAAGGAAAAGAUCUAAGUGAGUGUGAAAGUGUUUUUUUUUUUUUUUUUUUUAUUGAGACCUGAAUGGCAAGGAGGUUCAUUUACCUCAUUUAGCUGAUGCUUUUAUGCAAAGCAGCUACCCAAACAUUGCUCUGUUUCAACAGGCUCGUGUGUCGAUAGGAACAGCGACUAAAGUGACACUUGCACUUAGAGCUAUGGCGAAGGCAGUAAACAGGGCUGCGGUUGAAAGCAUACAUUUUAGACUAUAAAAGCAACCAAUUAUAAUCAGAACAUUAUAUUUAAUUUUAUUUUGAAAAAAUCAGACCAAUGUUUGAGCCUUCCUGAAUUUCUCACUCAUCCAUCUGUAGAUUUGAAACACUGUGUAUCACUUAUUUUUAUUGAAGCAGCAGCAAAGUAUUUUCCCUAUCGUUUAGAGCUCGCAAGUUCGAACCCUGACAUUGUCACAGCAGAAAAAAUUGGCUGUGAAAUUUUUUUAUGUGUGGGAUAACGUUACUCUGUCUCGUCUGUCGAUCACAGUGACGCUAACCAAUCAUGUCGCGUUUGUGAGCUCGUGGAUGCGGAAGAGGGCAGAUUCCUGGCGCUUUCCUUUAGAGUGUGUUAAUUCCACUUUUAGUUGGAUUAGAGUGUCAUGAUAUUUGAUCAUUUUGUAAUAGAUGAGUGUAAUCUCCAUAUGAUUUAAUAAAAGCGAUAAAGACCCUAUGGAUAUUCAACAAGGU